Molecule: messenger RNA, 590 nt
Organism: Ceratitis capitata (Mediterranean fruit fly)
Lineage: Eukaryota; Metazoa; Arthropoda; Insecta; Diptera; Tephritidae
Product: larval cuticle protein A2B
Exons: 2
Coding region: 42-590 (182 amino acids)
Cellular component (GO): extracellular matrix
Source: RefSeq, a predicted model, not a curated record
CUUUCGUCAAGUACUCGACUUACAGAUAACUAAACUACAACAUGGCUUUUAAGUUUGUAUUCGCUCUCGCUUUCGUCGCUGCAGCCAGCGCGGGCUACGCACCCAUUCAUCCGGUAUAUCACGCCGCACCUGCCACUGUUGCCGUACACGCAGCACCUGUAGCCGUUGCCCAGAAGGUCGUCGUCAAAUCGGAGGAAUAUGAUCCUCAUCCUCAGUACAAAUUUUCUUAUGGAGUCGAUGACAAAUUGACGGGUGAUUCCAAGAGUCAAGUGGAGGAGCGUGAUGGUGAUGUUGUACAUGGUGAAUACUCACUCAUCGACGCCGAUGGAUACAAACGUACCGUUCAAUAUACUUCAGAUCCCGUGAAUGGUUUCAAUGCUGUUGUCAACCGUGAACCUUUGGUAAAAGCUGUUGCUGUAGCUCCUGUGGUAAAGACAGUUGCCCCAGUUGCUCAUUAUGCUGCUCCUGUGGCUCAUUACGCAGCUCCUGUGGCUCAUUAUGCUGCACCAGUGGCCCAUUAUGCUGCUCCAGCACCUGUCGCACAUUACACCUCUUACGCUGCUCCGUCAGUAGUUAAAUAUCAUCAUUGA